AUGUUUGGGGUAUCCUCGAGCGCCUCGCCUCCACUAUGGAGGUCUACAGGGAGAGGAGUAGGAGGAGGGGGCACUUGCGGACGAUGUUGGCAAGGACUAGUGGCCGUGGCGGCAACGGAAGGCUCGCUGAAGUCGUCGAACGAGGCAGACAAGCAGGUUCCCUCUUGGCUUAGAAAUUCUGGUUCGAGAAUUUCUGGGUGUGACAUGCACCCAGGCUCAGACGAGCCGCCGCCCUGGGCACACAAGGGCGGCAACGGGGGACAGCAAAAGCCCGUCGCUAUCCAGCUACCCUUCUACGCCUACCUGCUCACCUCUGCCAUCACCUUCAUCAUCGUUAUUGGGUCCAUCUUCGAGUACGUGAACCAGCGGCCGGUGGUCGGCGUGGUGAGCUCCGACAGCGCCCUGUACGUGUUGCUCCUAGGGUUCUUCGUCUUCACCAGUGUCGGAGGAUGA
Messenger RNA from Oryza sativa Japonica Group (Japanese rice), 453 nucleotides. NCBI's taxonomy places the organism in Eukaryota, Viridiplantae, Streptophyta, Magnoliopsida, Poales, Poaceae. The record is from RefSeq and is a predicted model, not a curated record.